This is a messenger RNA of Biomphalaria glabrata, 2073 nucleotides long. RefSeq lists its product as uncharacterized. Lineage: Eukaryota; Metazoa; Mollusca; Gastropoda; Planorbidae. Bases 51 to 2015 code for a protein of 654 amino acids. The transcript is spliced from 16 exons. The record is from RefSeq and is a predicted model, not a curated record.
UGACCCAUUACGUCACACGGCUUCAACGGGAAUUUCCUCACUCGACUCGAAUGUUUCUUCCAUUUGAUGUACUUCAACAUUUUGCACAAAGUCUUAUGAUGAUUCUCACGUUGUUCACGCAUCACGUAUUUAUCAACGUUUUCAACAUCUUAUUGCUAUCAACGGAUGUACAAGCAGAAAAGCAGUGCUACAGUAAGAGCCAAUGCGCUGACAAUUGUGAGCCAGGCUUUUUUGGAUUCAUGUGUCAGUACGUGGAUUUCGGAUAUCACUCGAACUCAAGCCAAACAGGACUAUUCGACGGAGAUGACGACACCUGCGCCACCAUCAAUAUGGGAGUCAUUAUGGUGACGUUCAGUGAGACUCAUCUUGUAAAGUUCCUGCGAGUGAAUUAUUUCAAAAAAGAGAAAGAGCUCAAUGACUUCAUGAUGCUUGAGAUGCAUAACGCUGACCACGAGGAUAUUGUUGACUGUAAUGUUGCGCUGUCCGUCGCUCGCUACCCUAACGAGUUUGACGUCUACUGCGGCGAGGGUGGCCCAGUGACUAGUAUGGAAAUCACCAUGCUGGACACUGCCACAAUUUGCAGCAUCUACGUUAGCCCAGGCAGGCUUAUUUUAGAGAGCAUUGUGGUACCACUGCCUCAGAUCAGAGUAGAGACCACCCCUGCACCAGCAUGGUCAAGCACAAGCACGAAGUCAAACCAUAACACCACCCCUACACGCGCUGCCCUGGAGCUGACCAGCGAGGCGAAGCUUCACUCUACGUCUGAGGCUUCGUCUAGCUUUCCUUCCACGUGGACUCCAGAGACAUCGUCGCCAAGGGAGGACACUACAGGGGUGGACGUCAGUGAAGUUCACAGCGGUCAGCUCCAGUGGGACGUCACCACAUCGGAGAUCAUCGCCAAUAAAACGAUAAUGAAAUCCACCAACCAGACAAAACAGAGAAGAGAGGUAGACAGCAAGUGUAUCCCAUUUAACGAAUCGACGCAGCAAUAUUUUCAACUGAUUCUGCCUUACUCAGUGGUGAUAACAGAAAUCAUACUCUGGGGAUUAAACAAAAAUUUAGGUGCGGGAGAAACGCGGUACUUCUAUGUCUCGACCUUCGACGUCUCCCGCACACAAGUAUCAAAGGAGAUUCGCUUCACCAACGUUUCCAUAUUUAGCAAAACAAUCCACUACGCCAAUUGGACUAACACCCCCAUCAGCAUGGUACAGUUUCACGGAGGACUGGUACUCACCAACCACGUGGAUGAGUUAUGUGGCGUGAAGAUAAUAGGAGACUGCUCCAAUGGUUUCUAUGGGCGGAGGUGCAGCAUCGCCAACCAUUUCACGUGCUUUAACAAAGGGAGUGACAUAGAGACGGGUGUUUGCUUGAGCUGCGGUCAGCGGAACGUGAAGGCGGAGUGUAAUGUAGGUCCUGAUGAAAUGUGCGGCCAUCAUAAAUAUGGCUCAGAUUGCAAUUUAGCUUGCUUUUCUUGUAUGGGUGGGCAAUGCGAGAGGCAUACUGGCCGCUGUAUAGGCGACUGUUCCUCUUUUGUGGCUUGUAAUUCAAAAAGUAAAUGUCCCUUGUUUAAAUUUGGCGACGAAUGUCAGUCUGAGUGCAAGUAUUGUUACAAAGGUCUCUGCGACAUAGAGACAGGGGAGUGUCUCAAAGGCUGUAGCGACAAGCGCUUUGGGAGCUACUGUGAAGACAGAUGCAGUGACAGGUGUUUGGAGAUGGAGUGUGAUAACGAGACAUUUGAAUGUUCCAAGGGGUGCGUUGGUACCUACACGGGAGGCAUAUGCGAUCAAAUGUGCAGCGACAACUGUGCCGGCGAGGGCAAAUGUAACCAACAGAACAGGUCAUGUCUUGAGGGUUGCUUGGGUGGCUAUGGAGAUAGCCAGUGUAUAGAAUCCAACCGAAACAAGAGUGUCUUCCUCAUACUCCUCCUCUGUUUGGUCACCUCGUUGUUCAUCUCAAUUUUCUUUUUCUACACAGGAGCUAAAGAGGAGGGUCUGCAACCUAUAAUCUACGAGUGAACCCCCCCUAUGUACAGUUCUAGCAGUUUCAAAAUUAUUCAUUAAAAGUAUUAUCAGC